GGGAGCACGGCAGCUGCAGCAUGUUCCAAAUAUUGCUCUAUUUAAAGCAUCCCGAGGCUCACAAGAACAACUGCAGAGACAAAUCUCAAAACUUGCCAAUAAAACCAGCAGAGGGGGGAAUGGCAGAACGAGCCCCAUUCUCACGCCUUGUUGUACCUCUGCUCCUUGCAGUUGGCUGGAUUGUGGGUUGUGCACUCAUGGUUUACAUUGUCUUCUCCUGAUGGAAGACAGAAGAAUUUACAGCUGUGUUCAUUAGAAGAACCUGGAACUGAAACUGAAAUUUCUAAUGACUGCAAUGUGUAUAAAAUGAAUUCUUUUUAAUAUCAACACUGUAAACAUUGUGUACACGUUUUAUCUACAACAAAGGUUUGAAAUGCUAAUUUGAAUAA
Apus apus (common swift) is the source of this 389-nucleotide messenger RNA. It is a transcript of the gene STRIT1, whose product is annotated as small transmembrane regulator of ion transport 1. Lineage: Eukaryota; Metazoa; Chordata; Aves; Apodiformes; Apodidae. The record is from RefSeq and is a predicted model, not a curated record. Gene Ontology annotation, biological process: regulation of ATPase-coupled calcium transmembrane transporter activity; regulation of slow-twitch skeletal muscle fiber contraction. Bases 21 to 221 code for a protein of 66 amino acids. The transcript is spliced from 3 exons.